Messenger RNA from Emericellopsis atlantica, 1185 nucleotides. RefSeq lists its product as uncharacterized. Bases 800 to 1051 code for a protein of 83 amino acids. The transcript has a single exon. NCBI's taxonomy places the organism in Eukaryota, Fungi, Ascomycota, Sordariomycetes, Hypocreales, Bionectriaceae. The record is from RefSeq and is a predicted model, not a curated record.
GGCUCCGCAUGUAAACACCGACAAAUGGGCCUUUAAGUUAUGAAGAUAAUAUAAAGCUCAAUUGGAUUUCAAUGACUUCGAACGUACAUGACCUGUGUAGUUUGAGGUCAGUCAGGCGGUGAACCAGCUUCAGGUUCGACCACACACUAAACCGUGGCGAGAGUGAAUCGUCGACCCAGAAGCUUAGCUCAUAAUUAGUUGUUACGUAAUGAUGUAGCAGAGAAUCGCCCGGUGAUCAUCGCAAUCGCCAUGUAGGCUAGAUAUAUUAACUUGAGUAUUGUGUUGAAGGCGCCCUGUGUUUCGUGAAUUGUGGUGGUCCAGAUUCCAGACUCCCAAGCAUUUUGAACUUCAAGCUCAUCCAGGGCCUCCAUAAAAAACAAGAAUAUGCGGCAACCCGAGUCUAUGCUCACGCACCAAGCGUCUUGAACGCCCACACAUCGUGAUCGUCAGCAAGAUUCAAAACCUUGAAUUUUUAAUCAGAGAUUCAAAACAGAUGCAGUCUGCCAAUUGUCCAGGUUUGUCGGUACCCCCACUCCUGCUUAUUCAACGCUUCGCGUUCUCUCUUCAUAAUACCCCUUUGUUGUGAGAUAGGUAAGGUAGCUCUCGUGUGUUGUGCUUCGUACUUAUGUUAGCCUUGUCGUGUUUCCUUGUCUGAAUUGCCGACAUCGCCCUUAAAUUGUGUUCACGACUAUAGUUCAGAGCUUCAGAUACCAGUGAGUGAUGCCGCACCAAGGGAUUUGGUCGCUUGGAAAUAAGUAGAGAAGUCGGGCCUGUGCAAGCGAAACGUUUCCUUUUAUCGAUGAGCCGAGCGGAAACGUUGUGUCUAGUCCCGAGGCAUGCUUGUUUCAGGUCAAGGUAUAGCUUGCCGUGCGCACCACCCCGUUCUCUCCGUUAUCCCCGUUCUUUGUCGCGGUUGUGUUAUCUCUCGUGUGUGUUAUUCCUCGCGUCUGUCUGGUAUAUUGUUCAAGGCCAUACUGCGUAUAUUUGCGUAUAUUCUGUUGUCGUGUGUGCCGUAGUCGUCCUCAUAUGUCAUCGUUGGCGCGUGUUAUAGUUGUUAUCCGUAUUAAAGCCGUCACAUGUGUUGCGGUAUGUGUUGCGGUAUGUGUUGCGGUAUGUGUUGCGGUAUGUGUUGCGGUAUGUGUUGCGGUAUGUGUUGCGGUAUGUGUUGCGGUAUGUGUUGCGGUA